CUGAACGACACCACCAUUCGCAGUGGCAGUUGUGUGGGCGUUGGCUGGCUGGCACCACAACCCUGCUCACCACCAUCCAUCGGAACAAGCCCUCUCCUCCCAUCUACACACUCCCAUCCAGGUGACUCUCCAACACGAAACACGGGUAUCAUGUCUAUUUGGGACAAGGACAAGGGCAAGUUCGACCCGAACCUGGAGUCGGAUCAGCUGGUGUUCCUGCAGCAGCGCCGAUACACAGAUGUCCGACAUGGCACCCGCAAGUUCUCCAGAGAGAUGGUUGCCUUGGACGACGAGACAGAGGACUUUCCAGAAGUUGUCCGGAUGAACACGCUGUACGAGAGCGAUGAUGAAGACGACAAUGGCAACAGCGCAGGCGCCCAGCAAGACACGGAGCAGGAAACAGACAUCGACCGCCCCACCCUCAAGCUGCAGCCCGCAACCAGCCUCACGCUCCCGCGGUCGUACACCUCAAACAUCACUUACAGGCAGUUGAAGAGAAACGUGUGUUGUGGUGGGGCGCGGGGCGUGUCGUGGCUUGGUGCCAUGCAGGGCAGAAUACAGGCCUCCCUAAACCCUGGCGGCUGGGUUCCUGGCGUUCGAUCCUUACACAACUUCAAGGAAGACUGGGUGCUGUCCGACUGCGACCCGAAGCUUGGCUUUGACUGCACCUUGUCAGCGUUUCGCGGCCUCUCCAUCACAAGAGGCGUUCAGCACGUCGUCGCAAAGGCGGACACGAGCAACUUCGACUUGGAGCUGCACAUUUACACACGCGCCGAGUGGUUGGAUGUGAUACGCAUUUCCUUCAAUCAAGUUGUGCGCGGACACCUUGUCGCACCGAUGGGCGGCUGCAUUGCUACGGUUGUUGCCUACAGUACUGGACUUCUGCCCUGCUCGCUGCCCCUCGCGCCACUGCUCAACAUGGCCUUGUGCUGGGUGCCUUUCUCCGACGGCAAAGAGAACGAACGCCGCGUGUCGUUGCUGCGACUCAGGGUGUCACAGGCUGUCACACUUCGACGCUCCCACGCAUAACAAGACGUCAACACGGUGUGUGUGCACUGCCUGGCGUGUGCGCACAUUCCAAACACGAAGAGAAGGGAACUGUCGACCUCUGCAGCUGAAACUAGACACAUCGCACACGCACGCACACCUUGCCUUCUCUUGCUGCCCCUCUGCAAUGGCCGUUUCUUUCUCCCCCCCCCCAUCUUUUCUCGCUUCUCGGCUUUCCUUGCCCGCGUGUACAUUUCUAUUGAUCCUUCUUUGCAGUUUGCGUUUUGGGUGUGGGAACGCUGAUGUGACCGACUCUUUGGUUCCCGAGGUUGCACGCAUGUUGUUGCGCAAGGCUCCUCGCAAUACUGUGGAGCUGAACAUGCGUUCACACGCCUCCAACUGAUUGCAGCCGCCCCAAUGGCGCAGUUUCCCUCUCUUUGAGACUGGCGAUCGCUGCUGUUGUUAUGUCUUCCGCUCACUUGCGCAUUGUACAUAUGUUUUCACUGUAAAGGACACAACUGGC
Salpingoeca rosetta is the source of this 1510-nucleotide messenger RNA. RefSeq lists its product as uncharacterized. The record is from RefSeq and is a predicted model, not a curated record. The transcript has 6 exons. Bases 151 to 1029 code for a protein of 292 amino acids. NCBI's taxonomy places the organism in Eukaryota, Choanoflagellata, Craspedida, Salpingoecidae.